ACUCGCCGAGCGGCCGCCGAUCUCCUCCCCGAUCCCUUCGAGGGACCAGGAAGGGAACUGAGGACGCCGCUUGGUAUCCCUCCGCCGGGGUCACCCCCUCCCCUCCGUGGCAGCAGGAACUAAUUCCCCUUCGGGUCACCCGGGCUCUAGACGUGGGGACUUCGCGGAUCGCGGCUUCCCUGGCACCCCCCCGGGAAGAAGGGACGGCCCGCACCAGUUAGAAAGCCCCCGGCCAUCUCUCGAGAGCGGGGUUCGAUUUAAACCAGGGCUUUAGCCCCAUGACCCCACUCAGGCCCCGCCCCUUCCUGGUUGUCCUAGCGACGGCGGUGGCGUCCCAAGAUGGCGUCGUGGCUGCCGGAGACUCUGUUCGAAAUUGUCGGACAAGGCCCGGCGCCGAGCAAGGACUACUACCAGUUACUGGUCACCCGUUCUCAGCUAAUCUUUAGAUGGUGGAGGAUCUCUCUGAGGAAUGAGUAUCGAUCAACAAAACCUGGAGAGGCUAAAGAAACUCAUGAAGACUUCCUGGAGAAUUCACAUCUUCAAGUUCAGAUUGCCUUAAUAUUUGGUGCUGGAAUAUUAGACUAUGUCUUCAACUUGUGCAAAGGCAAAUUUGACUUCCUGGAGCGGCUCUCAGACACUUUGCUCCUGCGCAUCAUCUCUUACCUGGACCUGGAAGAUCUUGUCCGUCUUUCUCAGACAUCCCGCAGGUUUGCCAAGUUGUGCGCCUCGGACAAGCUGUGGGAGCGGAUAGUUCGGUUGGCCUGCGACACCAUCACCCCUGACAUGAAGACCCUGGCAGAGAACGUGGGCUGGAAACAGAUGUUCUUCACCAACAAGUUCCAGUUCCUGCGGCAGCUCCGCAAGCGGAAGCAGAGGCAGGGCACCCAGGGGGAGAAGCGGCUGUAG
Lepus europaeus (European hare) is the source of this 906-nucleotide messenger RNA. It is a transcript of the gene FBXO36, whose product is annotated as F-box protein 36. Gene Ontology annotation, molecular function: protein binding. NCBI's taxonomy places the organism in Eukaryota, Metazoa, Chordata, Mammalia, Lagomorpha, Leporidae. The coding region runs from base 340 to 906 and encodes 188 amino acids. The record is from RefSeq and is a predicted model, not a curated record. Gene Ontology annotation, biological process: SCF-dependent proteasomal ubiquitin-dependent protein catabolic process. The transcript has 4 exons. Gene Ontology annotation, cellular component: SCF ubiquitin ligase complex.